Messenger RNA from Glycine soja, 1613 nucleotides. RefSeq names its product protein REVEILLE 8-like. The record is from RefSeq and is a predicted model, not a curated record. Lineage: Eukaryota; Viridiplantae; Streptophyta; Magnoliopsida; Fabales; Fabaceae. Bases 287 to 1174 code for a protein of 295 amino acids. The transcript is spliced from 9 exons. Gene Ontology annotation, molecular function: DNA binding.
UUAAGAAAACAAAAACAUGUGGGUAUUUUUUACUAACCAUAGAAAAUUAGAAGAUGAGCCUAAGGUGUAUGAAAUAAGAGGACAAUAUUUUGUUCCGAUGGGACCGGACAAGGGACGAUGAAAUCAGUGUAGUGGAAGAAGUUGUGUUUUUGUUGGGACAAUUGGUGGCUCUCAAAUUGUGAACCGCACAUAUACCCACCCUGCUUCCCACGCCACAUCGAUCUCACGUUCUCUCUCUUUCUUUUUUCUUGUUGAAACUGUGAGUCUAUGUUAUUUGUGGCGGAGCAUGAACUCCUCCACCAACACCUCGAAUUCUCAGUCAAUGGCUGCAGCAGCCAGUGAUGGGUCUGGGAAGAAGGUAAGAAAACCUUACACCAUAACCAAGUCCAGGGAGAGUUGGACUGAGGAAGAGCACGACAAGUUUCUCGAAGCUCUUCAACUAUUUGACAGGGACUGGAAGAAAAUUGAAGAUUUUGUAGGUUCAAAAACAGUUAUUCAGAUUCGAAGCCAUGCUCAGAAGUACUUCUUGAAAGUUCAAAAGAAUGGGACAGUGGCACAUGUGCCUCCUCCCCGUCCAAAGCGCAAAGCUGCUCAUCCUUACCCACAAAAGGCAUCAAAAAAUGUUUUGGUGCCACUACCAGCUUCUGUUGGUUAUGCUUCAUCAAGAAAUACGCUUGCACCUGGGUUUGCCUCAUGGGAUGAAACUUCCCUGCUGAUGAAUGCCGGAGCUGAUAAACCCAUGACCUGUCAGGAUGAACUCAACAGUGUUCAUCAUGGAAAUGAAGCUGAUAUUGGAUCAAAGGGGAUAACACAGAUUACCAACAGCAGUCUCAGUGGUGUUGGAAAUUCUACUAGAACACUACUGACUUCUGAGAUACCAAAGCAAGGGAAACAAGCUCCAGUGCUUCAUGGUUUGCCAGAUUUUGCUGAAGUUUACGGUUUCAUUGGAAGUGUAUUUGAUCCAGAAACAAAUGACCAUGUCCAGAAGCUGAAGGAAAUGGAUCCUAUAAAUUUUGAAACUGUUUUGUUGCUAAUGAGAAACCUCACUGUCAACUUGUCUAGCCCUGACUUCGAACCCAUUAAGAAGGUAUUGUCAACAUACGAUGUCAAUACCAUGGCAGUAGGAAUUGAUGUCAAGAAGCAGACAAAUGAUCUAUCAUGUCAAACCGCUUAACCACUAGCAAUUUGUUGAUAUGUUAGGUAGGGCAAAUUUGGAGUGAAGACUGAGGUUUUUCUCGGCCAGCAGUAGGGCAUGGGAAUAUCUUGCACCCACUGUAAAGCCUGUAAAUGUAACCGUAGUCCUUUGUAACCACAGCCAAAAUAGUUUAUGUUAGAAAGCUGAAGAGCACAAUGUAUUUUUCAGCUGAUUCUUAUUACAGUUGUUGUAUUGCAGUGAUUUUGUUGCCUUCUAGUAGAGACAUAGGUUUGUAAGAUAUUUUUAAUGAUACAAAUGUAUCAUCACAAAAUUAGAAAAGGGGGAGGGAGUAACUAUUGUCUAGUGACUAAUAUCGACGUGGCCUUUCGUUUUCACCAAAAAAAGAAACGUGGCCUUUUGUUGCCGAAUUUGUGUGUGUAAAGUCACACUUUGACAUACUACAUUUUUUUGUGCUUCA